AUGCCACGUUACUGUACAGUAAAAUUUAGUCAAAAUCGAGGAGGGACUUCUUCAAGACAGGACAACAGGAAAAUUAGCUUUUACCAGUUUCCUUUGCAAGAUAAGCCCAGACUCCAAAAAUGGGUAGACAACAUGAGGCACGAGGACUGGACCCCGAGUCGACACCAGUAUCUGUGCAGCGAGCAUUUUACAGAGAGUUGUGUUGAUAUUAGAUUGGGCAUCAGUUAUCUGAAGAAUACAGCUGUUCCCACUAUUUUCCCUGCAGUUGAUGAUGAUGGUGAGAAAAAAAGUCUCUCGGGUAAAAGAAGCCCUGUUGCCACACCCAGCAUUUCAGAGACGGACACUGAGCUCAAAGGACUUGAGUCUGUCCCCUGUAAGGAGCCACCUAUUUUGAGGACGACUGGUCGUACGCUGGGCCCUUUCCUAAAAAAAGAUGCACAUGUGGAGGCAGCUGCCCUCCAAGGAGCACUGGGACAGACUUCUCACAUUUCCCCUGUGCAAACAAUGCCCCUCGGUUGUUUUCUGUAUGGGAGGGGACCUGGUGAGAAAGAGCACAUUUCUGUUGAUGAGCACUCGCACUGUAGAGCAGACACUGAUAGAGAUCGGCUGUGGAAUAAAGUCUUAACCCUUCAUGCAAAGAUAUUGGAGCUGGAUCGCAGGGAGGAGAGCACGGUAGCUAAAAUCCAAACCCUGGAGAACUAA
Menidia menidia (Atlantic silverside) is the source of this 702-nucleotide messenger RNA. The record is from the annotation of a GenBank genome assembly. Lineage: Eukaryota; Metazoa; Chordata; Actinopteri; Atheriniformes; Atherinopsidae.